GUAUCAAGUCAUUUGUUUCGGCGAUCGCAAUUAUGGCGGAAUGCGGCAGAAUUUCUACUGUGAUAACUUUCAUGUUGAUGUGCACUUGGAGUUUUCCUUCAACUGCUGAAUCUUAUUUUCAAGAAAUUCCGACCGAAACUUGGGGUUACGUGGAAGUGCGAGAAAAUGCACAUAUGUUUUGGUGGCUCUACGGAGCUCAAACGAGCAACUCUUCUGAAAGAGUGAACAAGCCACUUAUCAUGUGGCUUCAAGGAGGACCAGGCGGUUCCUCAACAGGGUUUGGAAAUUUCGAAGAGCUUGGUCCACUCACAGUGGAGCUGAAACCUCGCGACACUACUUGGAUUCAGGCUGCAAAUGUUUUAUUCGUCGAUAAUCCUGUUGGCUCAGGGUUUAGUUACGUCACCCAACCAAGUGCUUACACCACGAAUGUGACUGGUAUUGCAAAUGACCUUGUUACUCUUUUUAGAGCCUUCCUGGAAAAACAACCUGUUUUCCAGCAAAUGCCAUUUUAUAUCUUUUGUGAAUCCUAUGGAGGCAAGAUGACAUCUGCCUUUGGCGUGGCCCUAUAUCAAGCUAUCCAAAGUGGAAGUGUGAAGUGUGACUUUAGAGGGGUUGCUCUGGGUGAUUCUUGGAUUUCGCCUGUGGAUUCUGUGUUGACCUGGGGACCUUACCUUUAUGCUGUAAACCUACUUGAUGGAAAAGAUCUGGCAUCUGUCAAUCAAGCUGCCCAGUCUACAGCUGAAGCUGUUGCUAAGGGUGAAUAUACAAAGGCCACUCAACUCUGGGACCAGACUGAACAAAUCAUUUCAGCCACAACAGAUGAUGUUGAUGUUUACAAUAUCCUGAUACACCAUGCCCCACCUUUUCCAAAGUUUCAAUCUCUAGGAAGCGAUUUCUUAGAUCGCUUGUAUGCUCAGCAUGUGGGUCCCCUUUACACUGACCCUCUGACAGAACUCAUGAAUGGCCCAAUCAGGAAGAAGCUGGGUAUAAUACCAUCCAAUGUCACCUGGGGUGGGCAGUCAGGUGAAGUGUUUGUGUACCAGACUGAAGAUUUCAUGAAACCAGUCAUAGGUGAUGUUAGCAAACUUUUGAAUUACGGUAUAAAGGUUGUUGUUUAUCAAGGCCAGUUGGACAUGAUUUGCGACACCCUUGGAGCAGAGGAGUGGAUCAAGAAACUUGACUGGGAUGAUUUACCACAAUUUUUGAACACCAACCGAGAGCCACUAUAUACCCCCUCAGGUAAGACAGACAGAGAUACAGCAGCAUUUUACAAAGCGUACAAGAACUUAGAGCUUUACUACAUAAUGAAAGCUGGUCACAUGGUGCCAUCAGAUAACGGAGAGAUGGCUUUGGAGAUGGUGAAAAGAGUCAUCAAUGAAGAAUACUAACUAAUUAAAAUACAUUUGUCUAGUCAGGUUAAAACCAUUACCUUAACUGUCAAUUUUAGGUCCAGUAUUUUCAGCUAAAGUAAUAUGUUUUCUCAGAAGACAGAAUUUCUCCUUACAAAAUCAGUACAAUAUCAAGCAGACAAGUGAUGAGAAUAAAGAAAAAUAUCAGUUAGAGGAUUAUUAGUUGAUCCAGUGCUAAAUUCUCAAAACUAACAUCUUAAGAACUGUAUGGCAGACAGUAAGGAGAAUUACUAAAUGAGAUCUUGGGAGUUAAAGGGUUAACCCCCUAAGAGUGAUUAGUAUCUAAUUUCUCUCAACAGUAUCACCUCUGAAUUACACAUUAAGGUCAUGAGAAUAAAGGAAAUGAUCCCCAAAUAAAGAAGCUCUUGAUUGUUAGAUGAAUUCUCCUUGUCAGCACCUUAGGAAAUGUAAAGAGAACAGUAUGGAGAAUAUGCAUACUGACUUUAGGGUGUAAAGGGUUUAUGAAAAGGGCUUCAUGCACAAUCAAGGUUUUCAUAAAGA
Messenger RNA from Pocillopora verrucosa, 1910 nucleotides. RefSeq names its product retinoid-inducible serine carboxypeptidase. The record is from RefSeq and is a predicted model, not a curated record. NCBI's taxonomy places the organism in Eukaryota, Metazoa, Cnidaria, Anthozoa, Scleractinia, Pocilloporidae. Gene Ontology annotation, molecular function: serine-type carboxypeptidase activity. Gene Ontology annotation, biological process: proteolysis.